GGGCAAGAUUUCGCUCCUGGAUUUCCUCCGCAAAACCAACGCGGACGGCAAGAUCUCAGCCUGGCUGAAGAAGGCCCACGCCGAGCUGCCGGAGGACGGGCGCCCGACUCUGGAAGCCCACGCAGCGCGGCACGAGUGCCGCGGAGAAAAGCUUGUGGCGGCGGACACGCUGUCUCGGCUCGGCGACAAGUUCUACGGCCAAUGGCUCAUGCUCCACGUCCCGUUCGAGAGCCCGCAGGACUUCUUGUCGCCGAUCGCCGAGCGGCUGGCGCGAGUCCCGGAGGAGCACCGCAACUUCGCGGCGGCGAUGCUCUGCGAGCACGAAGUGGCGCGGCGAGCCUGGGGCAGCGAGGCGGCCAUGCGAGAGGAGCUGCAGCUAGAAGCCAUCACCCCGGCCUUCGCGGACACGAUCUUGGGCUUCGUCGCGGCCAACAAGCAGCUUCUCCAGAAGUACCUGACGGGGGAGGCCAGCGCGGCGGAGGAGGCGGCGGCACGGCAGGCCGGUCAGGCAACGGGCGCUGGCGGCCCCGCCGCGGGCUCGGGGGACCUGAACCGCGAGCAGCGGCGGCUGAAGCAGUCGGUUGACGAGGCGGUGGAGCGCAGCCUAGCGGCGCAAGCUGCGGCCACGGAGGCGGAGGCUGACUUGAUCGUCCGAGAGGCCCGCGAGCGCGGCAAGGUCUUCGUCUGCUCGGGCCCGCCGGGCACGGGCAAGACCACCGCGGCGCUGGCUUGCGUGGAAGGCGCUCUAGAAAAAGGAGGCCAAGUCUUGUUCGCCUACCCCACCAAGCGGCAAGCGAGCAGGAUGCGGGCCCGAAUGAGCGCCGACGUGGCGGUGGACACCUACCACGCGGCGUUCGGCCUGGACUUGGAGCCGGGGGCCUGCGUCGCAGGCCUUGCGCAAUACGCCCUCAUCGUGGUCGACGAGUUCAGCCAACUCCAGAAGGCCCACUUUGAACACAUCGUGAAGUUGUGGCAGAUGGCGGACAAUUUGCCCGCGCUGCUGCUUGCCGGCGAUCCGCAGCAGAUCGCCGGGUACGGCGAGGAGCGGGCUUGGCACAGCCCGCUCUGGAAGCGGGCGGCGAGACACAUCAGGCUCCACGAGACCUACCGCUGCAAGGACCCGGCCUUCAACAAGAUACUGCAAGAGCUGCGAACCAGCCGCCCCUGCGCGGCGACCUUGAAGACCUUGCAGAAGAUGAAGGCUUGGGCGCCGCCGCAGAAGCCCGACGCAAACGGCAUCCGGAGGCUGCUCAAAGCGCACCCGGAGACAACAGUGCUCUGUUGCUCCCGAGCGGGGGCGCAGAGGGUCAACGACCUCGCGCUGGAGGGCCUGUAUCCGAGCGGCUGCCCGCUCGCCGUCGUCUCCGGCGACGUGGAGUCCAACCCCGCCAACUACCAAGACGGCAAACUGAAGGCCGACUUCGAGGAGGGCGACUUCACGCAGCUCCGGUCUAUCGAGUUGCCGAUCUACAAGGGCAUGCGGGUGGUUUUCACGCGCAACGUUCGGAAGGACAUCGACUACGUGAGUGGCAUGGACGGCCACGUCGUGGAGGUCCACGCGGAGAGCAAGGCGGUCGAGGUGCUAACGAGCACGGGCCACCGCGUCAUGGCCUGGCCUUGGAGCGACGUGGAGCUGGGGGGCAUGGUCUACCACCCGCUGAAGGCCGGCUACGCGGACACGAUCUUGAAGUUUCAGGGCGCCGAGCUGGCGCACGUCACGGCCUACCUGGACGCGCCCAAGGUGCCGGGCGCCGGCUACACGGCCCUGAGCCGCUCCAGCGCGGCUUGCGCCGCGGAGCGCGCCCCCUACGCGCGGCUGCCGAGUUUGCGCGAAGCCUGCCGUCUGCGGACGAGAGCCAAGAAGCUGCCAGAGCCACUCGCUUCCCUGGUCAUCGCCGAGGGCCUGACGUUCCAAGCCACAGGCGCGGGGCCGCGCGAGGAUGAAGACGGCGGAGAGCAGCUGUUCGAGCAAGAGGCCUUGCGCCGGCUCGAGAAGGUGAUCGAGCUCCGCGACGAGACCGACCCAGCGGCGGCGGAGGAGUUGGCCGCUGAGCUGGAGCGGGCCGGCAGCCCUCUCGUGUGCCUGGGCGAGCCGGGGACCGGGAAGACCUUUGUCGCGGACUACCUCAUCCGCUGGGCGCAGGACCAAGGACUCCGCGUCCUCUACGCCUUGCCGACGGGGCAGUUAGCCUGUCGCAUGCGGCAGCGGCAUCCGGGCCUGGCGGUGGAUACGUGCGCCGGGGCCUUCCUGUUCCAUCGGCCGCUGCCCGAGGCGCUAGCCCUCCUCUCCGAGUACGAUAUGGUGGUCAUCGACGAGGCAUUGCAGCUGAGCGCAGAGGAGUUCGGCCGAGUCGACGCCAUGUACCUGGCGGCGGGCAAGCGCCUGCUCCUCUUGCUCAUGGGGGACGACUGGCAGCUGCCUUCCAUUUGCCCGCAGGGCGCAGCCGACCAUCCGCAGUGGCGCCUGUGCCGCUUCGUCACUCUGACUGAGGCGCGCCGCUGUCGAUGCCCGGAGCUGGCGGCCAAGCUGCGCGCCAUCCGCUGCCUCAAGCCGACCGGGGCGGACGGGCAAAGGAUCGUGAACAAGAUCUGCGCCCGCCACAAGGCCUGGAGCGGCCACGACGAGCCCACCGCCUUGGAUGUUGAGAGCGUCCUGGACAAGACCGAGGGGAAGACCACCUUCGUGACCUGCACCCGCAGGGGCGCGGCCGUCAUCAACCAGCACGCCGUGCAAGUGCUUUUCGCGAACCGCAACAAGCGCCCCAAGGCGGUCAUUCCCGCGGACUACCAGGAGAACCCGGAGAACUACAACGCGAAGGGCCAGCUGCGAACCGACCGGGCGCCGCUGCCGUCGGACCUGACCGUCUAUGUUGGGUUGCGCGUGGUCUUGACCCGCAACCAGGACAAAGAGAACCACUUCGUGAAUGGGACGGUCGCGACUGUGGAGGCCUUCGACCCCGCAGCUCGCAGCCUCCGCGUGAUGACGGACAGCGGCCGGCGCUUGGCGGUCUACCCCUACACGGACGUCGACGCCCCGGGCGGUCGCGUGGUGUACUUCCCGGUCCGCCUCGGCUACGCGGGCACGAUCUACAAGUAUCAGGGCGCCGAGUUGGAGCAUGUCACGUUGUGGCUGGACCGGACCUACUGCAAGGCCGCCGCUUACGUCGCCUUAUCGCGCGUGUCGCGCGACUCUGACUACCUCAUCGGCGGGGAGGUCACGACGGCGCACUUCGCGCCCGCCAAGUGA
Molecule: messenger RNA, 3247 nt
Organism: Effrenium voratum
Lineage: Eukaryota; Dinophyceae; Suessiales; Symbiodiniaceae
Source: the annotation of a GenBank genome assembly